CUGAGAUCAGUAGCAAGGUGGAGAUAUUAAGGUUGGAUACAAAGUACGUGUUGGAUGUAUGGUAGGAUCAUGUCGCAAAUGUGAGAAUUGUAGCGUUGAUCUCGAGAAUUACUUCCCUCAUAAGAUUCCUACAUACAACGGCUAUAACUCAGACGGAACCCUCAAUUUUGGAGGUUACUCUCACAUAAUGGUAUUUGAUGAGCAUUUUGUACUAUGUUGUCCUAAAAACUUGUUGAUGGACGUUGCUCCCCUGUUAUAUGCUGGAAUUACUACUUAUAGUCCUUUGAAAUAUUUUGGACUCGAUAAGCCUGGAAUGCACAUUGGUGUUGUUGAUCUUGGAAGGCUCGGACAUAUGGUUGUUAUGUUCGCUAAGGAAUUCGGAACCAAAGGUACAUUCAUUAGUACAUCUGCUAAAAAGAAUCAAGAAGCAAUUGAACGUUUAGGCGCAGACUCUUUCUUGAUCAUCCGCGAUCCCAAGCAGAUGAAGGAUGUAACGAACACAUUGGAUGGGAUCAUGAUCAUCGACACAAUUUCCGUUGUGCACUCUAUUCUUCCAUUGCUUAUAUUAUUGAAAUCUCAUGGUAAGCUUGUUAUGGUUGGUGCACCAGAAAACCCAGUGGAGUACUUGCCCGUGUUUGCUCUAUUUAUUGGAAGGAAGCUAGAGGCUGGAAGUUGCAUAGGAGGUACGGAAGAGACUUAAGAAAUGUUGGAUUUUGCUGCAAAGCAUAACAUAACACCAGAUGUUGAAGUCGUGACAAUGGACUACCUGAACACAACGUUGGAAUGUCUUCUGAAAGUGGAUGUGAAAUAUCAUUUCUUGCUCGACAAUGGCAAUACAUUGAACAAGAAUGAGAAUA
This is a messenger RNA of Solanum pennellii, 857 nucleotides long. Its product is annotated as 8-hydroxygeraniol dehydrogenase-like. Bases 59 to 700 code for a protein of 213 amino acids. NCBI's taxonomy places the organism in Eukaryota, Viridiplantae, Streptophyta, Magnoliopsida, Solanales, Solanaceae. Gene Ontology annotation, molecular function: cinnamyl-alcohol dehydrogenase activity. The record is from RefSeq and is a predicted model, not a curated record. The transcript has 3 exons. Gene Ontology annotation, biological process: lignin biosynthetic process.